UUCCCUCCCUUUUCCUUCCCCCUGCCCCCUCCCCUCCUCGAGCCCCUCGCUCCCAAUCCCCCGGUCUCGCACCACCCACCUUCCCCGAUCCAGCACCGCACGCCUCCGCACUCCCCCAACCCCCAUGACACGCAAGAGGCGCAAGCACGCCGCCGCCGCCGCCUAGGGUUUUCCGAUCCCCUCCAGCAGCAUGGAUUCGCUGCCGCGGAAGCGCAAGGGCGCGCGCGCCGCGUGCUCGCUGGCCGGAUCCCUCCACGACGCGCCCGCCGCCGCCGCCCGCAAGCGCACCUGCCGCGAGCCCAAGCCGCGGCCCGAGAAGAAGAAGCCCUCGCCCUCCGGGGGCGCCGCCGGCGAGGCGGGGGCCUCCGCCUCGGCCCGGGGCGGCGUGGUGAUGACGGCGCCGCCCGCGAGCGGGCGGGCGGCGCCCGACAGCCCCGGCCGCGGGCUCAAGCGGAAGCUGGGCUGCAUCGAGUCCGCCACGCGGAUGGGCCGGAAGAAGCGCCUCGAGAGCGAGUACGAGCUCGGGGCCGAGAUCGGGCAAGGCAAGUUCGGCUCCGUCCGGAUCUGCCGCGCCAAGGCCGGCGGCGAGGAAUUCGCCUGCAAGGCCCUGCCCAAGAACGGCGAGGAGACGGUCCAUCGCGAGGUGGAGAUCAUGCAGCACCUCUCGGGCCACCCGGGCGUCGUCACGCUCAAGGCCGUCUUCGAGGACGCAGACAAGUUCUACCUCGUCAUGGAGCUCUGCGGCGGGGGCAGGCUGCUCGACGAGAUCGCCAGGCAGGGCAAGUUCUCCGAGCAGCGUGCUGCCAUUCUGAUCAAAGAUCUCAUGGCCGUGCUCAAGUACUGCCACGACAUGGGUGUCGUGCACAGGGACAUUAAGCCGGAGAAUAUUUUGCUCACCAAGGCUGGGAAGAUGAAGCUUGCCGAUUUCGGACUUGCUGCACGGGUCACCAAUGGUCAGAAAUUGUCUGGCGUAGCUGGGAGUCCAGCAUAUGUAGCACCUGAAGUUCUUUCUGGAAGCUAUUCUGAGAAAGUUGAUAUAUGGGGUGCUGGUGUGCUACUACAUGUACUACUGCUUGGUUCACUUCCAUUUCAAGGAGGCUCUCUGGACGCUGUCUUUGAGUCUAUAAAGACGGUUGAACUUGAUUUCAGCAGUGGUCCAUGGGAAUCAAUAUCAGGUCUUGGGAAGGAUCUUAUUAGCCGAAUGUUGAAUAGAGAUGUCUCUUCUAGAAUGACUGCUGAUGAAGUUCUUAGUCACCCAUGGGUCCUAUUUUACACGGAAUGCCCCUUGAAGGUGGUAACUGCUAAUUUAUGUGUCGCUAACAAGAUUUUAACACCCAGGAUUCCAUGGGACAGACUUAGGUCAGAAUGUGAGUCAUUGUCAGACUUCAGCCAAAGGUCAGAGGAUCAGGAUGAAUGUGGCAUAGUUGACGCACUGACAGCAGCAAUAACCCGUGUUAGAAUAUCAGAGCCGAAGAGAAGUCGGCUCUGUAGCCCUGCAAUCACCAUUCAGCAAGAAUGCUCUUCAAACUUGAAGAGUAAUCUGUGCACGGCUUUCUGACCUGACCCAGUGUAUAGCUCCAGAUUGGAAUGGUGUCCAUUUUUCUCGCAGAGAAGGUGGGUCUGAUUUACAGUGGCUCCACUGGCUGGUGUAGAGCUGAGGAUAAUAACUCGGGGUUUUCCAGCAAGGCGGCAAGUGGUUGUUAUGUAGGUUUUCUCCAGUAAUUGCUGAUGAACCCGACGGUAGUAAUUGCUGUAAAUUUUGUAAAUAGCAUGAUCCCUCCCCCUAUCUGUGCCUGGGUUGCUAAUUUAUGUUGUCAGAACUGUACCAACUUUCAAGCAAUGUUCAUAAUUCAUAAGCUGUUGUCUUACCA
This is a messenger RNA of Panicum hallii, 1871 nucleotides long. RefSeq names its product serine/threonine-protein kinase PEPKR2-like. The record is from RefSeq and is a predicted model, not a curated record. Bases 191 to 1558 code for a protein of 455 amino acids. Gene Ontology annotation, biological process: protein autophosphorylation; intracellular signal transduction; peptidyl-serine phosphorylation. NCBI's taxonomy places the organism in Eukaryota, Viridiplantae, Streptophyta, Magnoliopsida, Poales, Poaceae. Gene Ontology annotation, molecular function: ATP binding; calcium/calmodulin-dependent protein kinase activity; calmodulin binding. Gene Ontology annotation, cellular component: cytoplasm; nucleus. The transcript has 3 exons.